AUGGAGCGGAGGUUACAGGCUAUUGCACAUUUAAUGUAGAUUUAAAUGCAUGUUUUGCACACAUAAUGACUGUUUCCCAUUAUAUUCAACAGCCAGCUGGAUGCCAGAACAGUCGUUGCAUCGUUGAAUUGUGUUGUCACAGAAUUCGACCACAGAAUUUUACUGAAACUAUCUGGCCUCCAACAACAGGUGAGCUUAUGUAGUUAGAUCUGAGCGUCUCCGCUCAAGGAUUUGUUUACAGGGUGGAUGUCAUUAAGCCCUAUCGUUCACCAGAUGUUGCCCAUUAAAAAGUAAUGGAGUAAUGCUCUUUUUUAUUAUAUAUGACAGUCUCGUAUUAUUUAAAGGCAAGCUUUUACAUUCGGAAUUGAAAGCGUCUCGUAUUAUUUAAAGGCAAAUAAAUACAUUGAAUUUGCGCCCUGAUAUGGUGAUAUCCCAAUAACACUUUUUAAAACCGAUCAAUUCAAGUUUUUGUCGAUGUGUGCUUUGAUUUAAAGUGUUAUUCUAAUGCGUCAUGCCAAUUGUUCGCUACAGUCACCACUGAAACGUUUAUGCUUUUGAGUCAGCGUUUAGUGAAAGCUAGUUUCUAUAAAUUUCUGGGCAUUCGUAAAUGCUAAACAAAAGUUUCUCUUAAAAGGGUAACUUUAAAAAUUGUCGAUUAAUUUUGUUCUGGUCAGGGAUUUUAAUUAUAUUGACAUCACUACCGUUUUAAACUAACUUAAUUUUUGUUUCUAUAUAUACUGGGUAGCGCUAUCAGUUCUGAACUGUUCUCCCUAUAAGUCUAGUAAGGUCUGUCCUUUAUUGGUCCAAUGUUACUACAGGAACAAAUUUGAUUGGCCCUAGAAAGUUAUUCAGUAUAGUGUUUGGUUAGUGUAAUUUCACUUUCGCUAUGUUUUAUAUGGAAUUGUUAAAAUGGCUAAAAAAACGGUCGCAGAUAAUGUAUUCGAAAUUUAUACUAGAUCUGGCGCUAUCAGUUCUGAACUGUUCUCCCUAUAAGUCUAGUAAGGUCUGUCCUUUAUCGGUCCAAUGUUACUACAGGAACAAAUUUGAUUGGCCCUAGAAAGUUAUUCAGUAUAGUGUUUGGUUAGUGUAAUUUCACUUUCGCUAUGUUUUACAUGGAAUUGUUAAAAUGGCUAAAAAAACGGUGGCAGAUAAUGUAUUCGAAAUUUAUACUAGAUCUGGCGCUAUCAGUUCUGAACUGUUCUCCCCAGAAGUCUCGUAAGGUCCGUUUUUAUUGGUCGGAUGCAUGUUGCAACGCCAACAGCACGAAAUUUGGGUGCACCUAGAAAGUUAUUAUAGUGUUUGGUUAGUGUAAUUUCACUUUCGCUAUGUUUUAUAUGGAAUUGUUAAAAUAGCUAAUAAAAAAUGUGGUAGAUAAUGUAUUCGUAAUUUGUACUACAAUCCUGGUCAAAAAUCGUUGGCGCACUUAGUCGAAAUAGCAUAACCUUUACUUCAUUUCUGAUUACCAUGUAAAUACUUGCCCAUUUUAUGCAAAGUUUCAUGUCCAAACACCCCCUAUAUCCCCCUUAUCAAUGUUGUGUAACACUUUGGACGUAUAACACACUACAGACAACAUUGAACGGGGGAAAGGGAGGGUUGCAUGCUAUGCUUGUUAUUGAAGUGGGAGUCAAAUUUCGCACAGUCAGUGUCAAGUGCGCCAAUAUUUUUGACCAGGAUUGUAGAUGCUGCAGGGUAGCGCUAUAUAUCAGUUCUGAACUGUUCUCCCUGCAACGUCAACAGGACGAAAUUUGGGUGCACCUAGAAAGUUAUUAUAGUGUUUGGUUAGUGUAAUUUCACUUUCGCUAUGUUUUAUAUAGAAUUGUUAAAAUGGCUAAAAAAAUGCGGCAGAUAAUGUAUUCUAAAUUUAUACUAGAUACAUAGGAAAGAGAAGAUGUGAAACAGUGAUUGAAAUAGGCUCCAUAACUAUGAGACUUUUAGCCACAUUGGUACAUUGUAUGUCAAGCAAGUAUCAACAUGAUAUAUUAUAUGGAAGUAUUUCGUAGUUCACCCCCUAGAAGAACUGGGCUGUUAUGUAACUUCAUUAGGAAUUAUAUGAGAAGUGGAAUUUUGUAUUAAUGCUUUGAUCGUUUUGUAAUGAUGCAGCAUAACUAAACCGUAAGUCAAAAUGUUUUGAGUAGGUUUAUACUCUUUUAAUAUUGUAGUCCGCCAAAAAAGGGGUUUCCUUAAAUUAAGCAGUUUCAUCAUCGCUUAUGUUCUAACACAAUUAAAGCGAUUAAACAGUUGUUGGUAUAUGGUAUACAUUAAGACCUCGUCCAACAUCUUGGUCUAUAACAUCUUACACCGUUGUGUCUGUUUCCCAGAACAUUAUAUGUAUGAUAAUGCUGCCUGAUGGUGGUUCAAUUUUGACUUGAUUCUGAAUUUGUAUACAACAUUAAGGUCGAAUCUAUAACGACAAACAACAUUAGACUGCUUUGAAUCGUAGACCGAAAAUUUGAAUUGUGGCCAAAUUGUAGCGGCUAUGGACCAACUUUAAACGAAAGAUUUUUGCUUGUUACCAAAAUUGUUUUCGAAACUUCUUUAGAGGGGCUUCGGUAACGGUCAUCAGAGCAAGCGCCAGUUUCACCUCUGAGAUCGUGGGUUCGAUUGUAAAACUGCAAGAGUCAGUCAAGGUUCUGCCGAAAGCCGUGGGUUUUCUGCGGAUACCCCGGUCUCCUCCCAUGCACAGGGAAUGUUGACAGGGUGGGUUUGGGUUAGCCCCCUAUAACUGACCCUUCCCCCGUAGUUGUGUGCUCCGUGGUCAGACAUGAGUCAUAAGGUGGCUGCCGGAGACGACCUAGGAAAGCCUAGGUUGAGCUGCGUCCCUCCUAAUUCAGCUUAGCUCUCAGCUGCAAGUAAGGAUGAUUAACACAGUACCCCACUUACUCAAUUUCUAUCGCUUCCUCUCAAGACAGUAAAUAUAGCAAGUUCCUGUAUACAUGUUCCUUCGUGAUAAAUAUAAUUGUUUUCUGGGAAACACCAUAUAUAAGUACAGUCACAAUUAUAAUAUGGGUUCAACUCGUUUAUUUCGUUUAUUAAUUACGUAAUGCAUGAAAUGUGCAUAAAAUGUGCCAUUUCAUCAAUAUAGCAGGAUAAGAAUAGCCGUAUUAUAUACUCAAUACAUACUGUAUAUACAAUCAAGACAAUACAUUGUACUGUCGAGCUUCUUAAUACAGAUUAAGAUUUAAGACCGAGUCAAUCUGCAAGAAUUGGAAGUGUUUACCGAAUCGUGACUGCGGUUUCGCUUUUGUCCAGACACGAAAACAAAAAAGAAAAUUAAACAUAACAUGCCACAUUCCAAAACAUUUUCAUUUGUAUUGAAAUUUUCGCUCUACGAAAAAGGAUCGUGCAUUGCCGUUUAGCUCGCUAGCGCAUCUAUAGAAUAUGUUGUAUUAAAUCGAUUUCUCGAUUUCUAGAGAUUUCUUGGCCUUCGCCUGGUCUGAAAUGCAUUGAGCAAUCGUGACGUAUUAAGUAUUAAGUAUUAGCAUCUCGGGUUGACGUUUGAACUUCGCUGUUUCACGUUAGCAUAUGCUGAAUAGGAGACCCCGCGUGUGUGCUGCAUUUUUCAUUAGUAUAAGACUUGGUGUAAUUAAAUUGCGACAGUGUUCUGGCAUGCAAUGGUGCAACUCACAGCGGUUGUCAUUUGAAUGAAUAGACAUGAUUCCCGGCUUUAUCCGAUCCUAAACGAACUUUAUUUAUACUGGAUAGCUCUAAGUAAGGAUCACCUCUUGCUGAUCCAAUGUUACUACAUGCAGGAGGAAACCUAAACUAAACUAACUUUAUUUAUACUGGAUAGCUCUAUCAGUUCUAAACUAUUCUCCUUAGAGGUCCAGUAAGGGUCAUCUCUUAUUGGUCCAGUGUUACUACAGGAGGAAAUCUAAACUAAACUAACUGUAUUUAUACUGGAUAGCUCUAUCAGUUCUAAACUGUUCUUCCUAGAGGUUCAGUAAAGGCUAAUUUCCACUCAGGAAAAUUAUCCGUGGAUUGGAACGGACAAGAAAAUUUUUCUUUGUGUUAAAGUCAUUAGUUCCAACCCAAAGCUCACAAGACAAAGAAAAAUUUUCUUGUCCGUUCCAAUCCACGAAUAAUAUUCCUGAGUGGAAAUUAGCCUUAAGGAUUAUCUCUUGUUGAUCCAGUGUUACUACAGGAGGAAACCUAAACUAAACUAACUUUAUUUAUACUGGAUAGCUCUAUCAGUUCUAAACUGUUCUCCCUAGAGGUCCAGUAAGGAUCGUCUCUUAUUGAUCCAGUGUUACUACAGGAGGAAACCUAAACUAAACUAACUUUAUUUACACUAGAUAGCUCUAUCAGUUCUAAACUGUUCUCCCUAGAGGUCCAGUAAGGAUCGUCUCUUAUUGAUCCAGUGUUACUACAGGAGGAAACCUAAACUAAACUAACUUUAUUUACACUAGAUAGCUCUAUCAGUUCUAAACUGUUCUCCCUAGAGGUCCAGUAAGGAUCAUCUAUUAUUGAUCCAUGCAGUGUUACUACAGGAAGAAACCUAAACUAAACUAUCUUUAUUUGUAUCAGAUAGUUCUAUCAGUUCUAAAUCAUUCUCCCUGGAGGUCCAGUGAUUGUUAAAGGCUCAUGCAUGCAUUAACCUGCAAGUCUGACUAACCGACGAAGUCUAUAAGAGCUAAUUUAUUCCCUAGGAUAUUAAAUAAUCAAAGCACCUGCUCGUCUGCUAAACCAAUCUUAUCGCUUAUAUGCAAAUCUCGAAAUGCAACAGUAUAGGACAGUCAAACAAUAAAAACAUCCUGAAUUUACCAUUAUGGCAAGUAUUUUACAAUACGGAACUUUUCAGGAAAAACGCUUUAAAAUAGGGUAUGUACUUUAUGUAAUGUUGGCAAAAUCUCAAAUAUGUUAACUCUUAUGUCAACAGAAACGACAUUGUAGUUUUAUAUGAUAAAAAUUCUACUGCAUUUGUUUGUUUUGGAAAAUAUUCUCUGCAAUACAUACAGUACUGUUUAAAAUAUAAAAUGUUUGAUUGUACUAAACUGCCACAGGGCAUAUAGUUAUUAUAGGUAUUUUUGACAGUUUGCCAAAUGUCAUUACAUAGUUCUAGAUCAAAAUAAAUGACAAGGCAAGUUAUGACGAGAAUAUGUUUGUCAUGAUUCAGUGUUGUAAUAUUGACAGUGACAAACUUGUGUGUUAUAUACGAAAUGUCCACUAUAUGUGCUUGUUUGUAAUAAACUUAUUAGUUGCCAACUGUAGCACUAAAGUGUCUGUUUUUGUAUAUGCAUGCAUCAUGAUAUGUUGGUUUAGAAAGCUUAAACGUUUGUAUUAAUUUUUCAAAAAUAUUCGGUAAUAUAUAGUACAUCUAUUUAUGUUAAAAUAUUCAAAUAGAGCCAAUGUUUACUUCUUGUAUCAUGCUGAACUGACAGAAAAGCAAUUUAGACCUAUUCAGUUUUUGCUGCACGUAUCCGCGAUAUAAACAUGUCGGAAAAAGAUCGGCUUGAUAAUCUUAUAUUCGUAACCUCGUUCAUAGACGUCCAUAGUAAAAAUAGAUGGAUCUGUCUGGUCGAACUUGGCCAUGGGCAAAGAAAAGACAUUUCUUCUGAUAAGUGCGAAAAUCUCACAGCUUGCCAUGCAACAAGAUGUGCGGUUCGCACAUCGUGCUUGCUCCCAGUUGUUGACAAGUGUGGAACAAGUUGUUAUCAUCUUGUAACAGGGUUGACUAUAGGCUAACGGGCUUGCAACAAGUUGUUCCAUGCAAAAAGUCUGAUAUCGUGUGCAAGUAAUACGUUAGGUUGAUGGCAACAAGCUCGUAGCAACUUGUUGCAACAAGCUCGUAGCAACUUGGAACAAUUAACUUCACAUGUAACAAGUCUGUUACCGUCACCAACCUUGUAAGAAUGCAGUGGCGGCGCCAGGCCUCCAAAUUUGAGGGGGCAUUUGAGGGGCAAACUCAAAUUUGGGGGGGGGGGCAAGAUAGAAUUUUUAAAAAGGUUGCCCCCCCCCCUCCCCAAGAGAUUCGCCCCCCUCAAAACGUGGCGAUAUUCCUAGGAAUAUCGCCUCCCAGGGGGGGGGCGAAUACCCUAGGAAUAUUGCCCCUCUUUAGGACAUUCGCCCCCCAUAUAUGCGACGUGGUUUAUUCAAAUAAUUUCGUGAUACUUUCAUCUUAUUAUUGCCUUACACGUUUGAGAAUUUAACUCUGCAAAACUAAAGCUUUUUUGUCUUUUUUUGAAACGUAUUAUUGGAGUAUUGGCAAGUUUUACCAUUCAGAGAUUUACAAACUAAUAUUGAAACUGUAAAAAACAGUUUCAUGUAUACGCUCAUUCACUAAUGAGUACUGACAACUUAUAAGCCAUACAUUUUCCGAUAACGACAAAACGCUUGUGUAGCCUUUAGUCGCCCUUUUUUUUUUGAGGGGGGGGGCAAUGUAAGAAUGUGAUACUGACAACUUGUUCCAGACUUGUCACAACAACUGGGAACAAGCAGUGGGAAUACAUCCCGUGGUAUCGGCUUGUAACCUUGUUUUCUUACAACUUGUUUGCGGAUCUGUAACAACUUAUAAUUGCGUGUUUUUACGUUUGUAUAUACUCACGUUUUGUUCCCAUGCAUUGCCUGGAUAAAUCGCGCUGUAUUGUAGUUAUAUGUUUCUUGACGGGAGCAAUCAAUACAGCAGUAGGUAAGCUAACGGAAAAUUAAUGUCAAGCAUCGUUUCGACAAGCUUUGGCAGUUACCUUGGCCAUUCUACAGCAAAAGACAGAUUGUCUUUGUUCAUCUUGUACAUAUACAUAAACUAAGACGGAUCACGGAUUAUGGUCUAUCAGACAAAUAAUCUGAUGAUGUAUCUUGACGGCGAAUGACCCAUCUCCAUUUAAAGCAGGCCAAUAUUUUUACACCGCAUAAAAAAGGAACAGCAUAUACAAGAUAGCCAGGUGUACUGUAUAGUUAUCAUAUACUGGAUAACUCUAUCAGUUCUAAACUGUUCUCCCCAGAGGUCCAGUAAGGAUUAUCUCUUAUUGAUCCAGUGUUACUACAGGAGGAAACCCAAACUAGACUAACUUUAUUUAUACUGGAUAGCUCUAUCAGUUGUAAACUGUUCUCCUCUGAGGUCCAGUAAAGAUCAUCUCUUAUUGAUCCAGUGUUACUACAGGAGGACCUAAACUAAACUAACUUUAUUUAUAUACUGGAUAGUUCUAUCAGUUCUAAACUGUUCUCCUUAGAGGUCCAAUAAAGAUCAUAUUUUAUUGAUCCAGUGUUACUACAGCAGGAAACCUAAACUAAACUAACUUUAUUUAUACUGGAUAGCUCUAUCAGCUCUAAACUGUUCUUCCUAGAGGCCCAGUAAGGAUCAUCUCUUAUUGAUCCAGUGUUUCUACAGGAAGAAACCUAAAUGGUUGAGCCGCAAAUUUAAAGAACAUUACCAACUUUUUUUAUCGGAUUACUGUUCAAUUUCAGUAAUCCGUAUAUGGAAUUCCGUUAAUCCGUAUAUGGAAUUUAAUUCUUAAGUACAUAAGCUUAUGUAAGUCAGGGUUACCCAUGGCAAUGUAAACAUGGGACAUUUUUAAAUGCGUAGUUGCUGUCCGACUUCCUUACUGGCAAUUUUUCACGAACACAAUUUAUAUUAAGGAUUUUUAAAGGUAGUUCCUGGAAAGGUAUUAAUCUAUGGCAUGAAGUUCACGUGUAUUUGUACGUUCUUCGGCCACGUUGACGCAAAGGGAAGUGCGAAUUCGGAAGUGUACAAAGUGUACACAAUUCGUUGUGCUCGAAUUGUUUCAGUCCUGCAGUUAAUACGUGCGUGCCGUGCGACUGUUUGGACAAACCUUGACAAUUUGCAAUCGAGAAUUCGUUGGGUCACGCGAAUUCGUGAGGGUCGGUGAGAGUUGGUAGUCACGCAUUGUUGCAGGGAACAUUUCACACUUUUCAAGAUACUUUGAGAGAAAUGUGUAUUGUACCAGGGUGCGAUAAUUCUGGAUUUUUAGUCGUACCUGACUGGUACACCAAUCAGGACUAUUGCCUCGUACUUGUGCUAGUGUGUACUAGUUUGUAUUGCCUUGUACUUGCGCUAUAGUGUCAAUACAGCAAUACUCAAUGUGUACCUGUAGUCUUUAAAAUAAAACGCAUAAAGUACAAGAUUCUGAAAGAUAUUCAAACUACGAGUUAGAACAAGAAGCAGCAUUGCAUGUAUACUACAAGACCCCAACUUUCGUUAGUCCAAUCAGUCCAAAUAUGUCAAAUAUGUUUCUUGCCAAGUCAUGUCAGACCUGUACACAUAUACCAACUAAGGCUACGUUUUACACUGUACCCGAUGACUUUUGGUAGCGACGUAAAAACAUCUAUCCGUACCUUUUAGGAACGCUGUUUUCUUUUUUUUUUUUUUAACAGCUUUAUUGGACAUACAUAUAAAAGGUUACAUAUUAUUAUACAAACAAAGAAAAUUACAGGGUAUACGUCCAAUGGGGCUAGCGCAAACAGGACAACGAGACCCAUGCAGGGCGCCACCCCUAAACUAAACUAGUGAAAACAAACUUAUUUACUAUACAGAAUAUACAUAUAUAACUUAGGACUUAAGUACGGUGACAAGGGACUGGCAGUCUCUUAUGAGCGACCAAGUACAUGUCAUAUCUACAUUAAAAGUACUGUUCACCAAGGCGGUGUAUGUAUUGUGCAAAAAGCUUUUAAAAAUAUUUACAUUGGCAAACUUUUCAGGAGAGGCUAUUUUACAUAUAUAGUUCCAAGGCUUUACUAUUCUAUUAAAAAACGAUGCCUGAAAGGUGGAUGUUUUACAGCAGGAGUGUUUUAACAUUAGGGCUGGAUUUUGUGCGCGAGAUCGAUUGUGCUCUACGAAGGUUAAAAGUUGAUUAAUGUUUAAAUCGGUAUGACCAAAAAUACAUUUAUAAACCAACACAAGAUCUCUGAUUCCUCGAUCAUAAGUUAGUGGCAAUAGGUUUAGAGAUUUCAGCCUGUCUUCAUAUGACAGCUCUCCAACUUUAGUUCUUAGAAUCCAUCGAGUUGCCCGUCUCUGUACUCGUUCUAAGAGAAUCUGCAACUUUGCGUUUGAAGGUGACCAAACCUCAGUUGCGUAGCACAGCUGCGACUUUACCAAGGCUAGAUAAAGUGUUCGUCUAACUUUGGUGUCUGUGAUGAGAGGACAUGUUCUCUUCAGGAGACCGAGCAUCCUGUUAGCUUUGCUGACGAUUGAGGAGAUGUGAGCGUCCCAAGAUAGCUUGCUAUUGACGAUAACUCCUAGGUCGUUUUCCUGUUGAACACGUUGUAAAAUAGCAUUGUCCAGGUGGUACUCCGUAAGAGAAAAUAAUAAUUUCUCUUUCAGAGGAAUUAUUGCAACGGAGAGAUGUUGUUUCGUUCAGCUUCUGAAAGUUGUACCUUCCGUGUCGGAUAGAUGUUUUUUCGAACAGCCACGGGAGGCUAUCCGUGGCAUAGCGCAAUCGUCGCGUUAUAGUUACGGCAAUUGAUACCUUGGACUAGGAAAGGUCAAAAAUGGUAUCAGAAAAACGUACCCCCUCUCAGAGAGUUGAAAUCCAAUUAUGGACUGUAAUCAAGUUUUGUGACUGCCAACCCUUAUGCUUCCUCGUUUGUGUCGCUUUUGUCUGAUUAGCUUUUCCUUCUAUUUUUUACUGGGUGGUUUGUAUCACAGCUUCCUUACGCUUGCUUUUGGGUGCUGAUUUAUAGGUUAAUUAUGAAAGCCGGAAUUAAAAAGGGAAGCAAAGUAUUUAGCGUUGUGUUUGAUUUCAUGUGCAUUUGUUGGGGUAGUUAUUAAUAUACAGGGUGAGUAAAAAAGGACUGAUAUCUUCGCGGCUAAUUUGAAUAACAAAGGUGUCACUUUUUUACUCACCCUGUAUAUAAAUAUUAGAAAGACUUAAACUUUUCAGUGCCUAAAACACUAGCCAAAGUAAUUAGUGAAAUGUAAAGUUCUAGAGGUCACUGUGGAUAGUUUAUCUGGUGUAUCAAGUUUCUUUCUAAUACAGUGGCAUUUUUUAAUUGCAGAUUCUUGAAAUUUGGCGUUUGGUCGUAGGAUACUGGGAGUUCGAAGAUGCUGUGUUUACUGGUCUCUGCACUGCUGGCGCUGAGCAGCUAUACAGGUAUGAAAACGUUUAAGAAGAAGGUCCGGUGUAUAGGUAGUAUUCUGCAAUAAAUUGUCGUCGUCGUUUUGUGACUGAACUUGUCCGAACGUCCAGCAUAGAUAGUCUGUCGUGGUUUCCUUAGUUGAUCUAGUUGAAAAAGAUAUCUCAAACGUGGUGGUCCAGUGUAGGUAGUAUUCUGCAAUAAAUUGCCGUGGUUUGUGUCUGAACUACCUGAAGAACAUAUCUGAAACGUGGUGGUCCAGUGUAGGUAGUAUUCUGCAAUAAGCUGUCGUGGUUGGUGUCUGAACUACCUGAAGACUAGAUAUCUCAAAGGUACUUUGUUGGCUGUCUUGGGGGUCCAGCGUAUGUAGUCUGUUGUGGUUUGUGUCUGAACUACCUGAAAAAGAUAUCUCAAACGUGGUGGUCCAAUGUAGAUAGUAUUCUACAAUAAACUGGCGUGGUUUGUGUCUGAACUACCUGAAAAAGAUGUCUGAUGAAGACAGCUUUCGUUCGAAUCGUCGGCUGUUUUUAAUCUUUUCAUUGAUGUUCCGACACAAACAGGAAACUCGUAUAAGUUUAUAUAUAAGGUUAUAUUGCUCUGACUGUUUUGCCCGUGCAUGUUUACAUGUCGCCGGUUUCAUAAAUCCAUGUAAAAUAUGCAGUAGGUGUAUUGAAAGUACAAUGCGCAUUUCCUGUAGUCUCAUUAGCGCAAUAGGUAAAGCACGCAUGCAUGCCUAGUUCUUUUGUGGUAGAUCUUUGCUUGUUCAAACAUAGUAGAAAUUGAUCAUCACCUAGCUCAUAUAACCUAGACCUAGCUCAUAUAUAAACGGUAUAGCAUUAACUUUGCAUGUGCCAGACUGAACCUACUUUAUUUUACUCGACAACUCUUUCACUUUCGUUUCAAAACCUAGAGGUUCACUGAGGGUCAGUACGUCUCGCCUGUCGCAUGUUUUUACUGAACUGGCUGAAAAAAUUCAAAACAAUCGCGGGAGGUUUCAAAACAAACCACUUACAACGGCUACCUACGUUGCAGUAUAAUAGUCUAACAUGAUACGCAUCAUAUAGAUCAAAGCGAGGAUCAAAGAAAGGGGUUGAAUAGCAACCGACUUUGGACGCCUGAUUAGAUUAGAAACACGAAAUAAAAUUUAUAUAUAUAUAUGUACUAAAACUGUCUGUACCAGUGUGGGUAGUACCAAUGUGAAAAUGCUGUGCUGAGUGGUUAUAUUACUACCUUAAAAAACAAGCAGAAACUCGACGUUUCGAGCGAAGGCCAUUCGUCAAGAGUUAGCCUUCGCUCGAAACGCUUCGCAACUCGACGUUUCGAGCGAAGGCCCUUCGUCAAGAGUUAGUGCGAAGCGUACGAAGGGCCUUCGCUCGAAACGUCGAGUUUCUGCUUUAAGGUAGUAAGGGGAGUCGGAAAAAAUUCCGAAGGGGUUAAAAUGUUUGGACCCACAUAUUUCGCGCUUUUAAAUUUAUUUGUAAACGAUAACGAGACAGCUGCGAUAACUUCCCGAGAAGAAACUUCCCGAGAAGAAACUUCCCAACGUUGAAAUUCUGCUUGUAUUUCGCAAUCUGCAAUUAGGGUCACGCGCGGUGCGAAAAUAGUGUAUUCCGUUCUCAAACACUGAGCCUAUUAAUGUACUAAAUUCAUUACUGUACUACAAGUUCCUCGUCUUAAUAAGUCCCUUAUAGGAUUGUAGCCCGCACUUUUAAUACAAAUAAUUGUUUCGUUUUGUUAUAAAAAUAAUUGUUUCGUUUUGUGAAUUAUGAGAGUGCACAACGUUGAAGAGAAUCAUUUAAAUAUACUUGAGCUUCCACUUGUGUUUAAUUUCCCGAGGAAACUACUAAUUAUCAUUUUUUAAAGUGUCGCUUAAAACGACGAAACACUAACUUCAAAUCCUCUUUAAAGUAUACGUAACGUCUACACGCUGCGACUAUUUUCAAUUCGUAUUUUGGCGAAUAUGUAAUUGAAUAGCACCGCGUAUUACAAUCAGUGGUUGUGUUUCAAAUUUCGCCCACUGAUGUCGCCAAAUGAAGGGGUAAAGACCUAUCUAAGCGGUUGUGUUUCAAAUUUCGCCCACUGAUGAAGCCAAAUGAAGGGGUAAAGACCUAUCUAAAAUGUUCAUGUUUUGUGAUUGGCUUUCAGAAACAAAUCAGAAACAAAAAUGAUCAUUGUUCGUGACUCGUUCUUUAGCAAGACAUAUAGGCAGCGUUUACACUGUACCGUUUUCGUAGCGUUCUCGUCUUGUUCGAGAGAACUAGACUAUUGUCUUGCGUUCCCUUGAGGAUUAAGAACAAUACGAGAACGCUACGAAAACGGUACAGUGUAAACGCUGCCAUAGUCUAUAGAAUACAAAAGAACAGUAACUCCGAAUAACAUUUUGAAUCUACGUUUCGACUAGAUUGUAGUCAUCUUCAGGAUCCUGAAUCCUGAAGAUGACUACAAUUUAGUCGAAACGUAGAUUCAAUAAAUCAAAACAAAAUGUUAUUCGGAGUUACUGUUCUUUUGUAUUUUAUAAAAAUAAUGAGUGCAUGGUUCCCGUAAUUAUAGUCUAUAGUUUUAUUGUCUUUCAUUUCAACCACGAGCCUGGAUAGUACAGGUAGAAGAUGACCCAAAUGAAGAUGAAUCAUGGCAGUACUUUUCAUACGCCAGAAUUUUUUUUAUUUAUUUGAAUUUUUUCCGCCCAUUUAAUGGAUUUAUAGACACGUCUGGGCAUGCUUGGUAUUAUCUAGCUCGUAUUACUUAGUGACCGACAGUAUCUUUGUCUUAAAUGGUCACAAGAACCGCGACCAAAUAGAAAAUCUUAUGCUAUAGUAAUUCACAAGGACAUAAAAUCAGGAACCAUAGUCAGUGAAGCAUUUUAUCUUCUUGUUUUCGUGGGAAGAUAAAAAUAAAGCCGCUUAAAUCUCUAUAUUUUUUCAUGACAAUACGUGUUUAAGUAAUUAUACUAAAAAUCAAAUUGGUACCCCAUUGUGAACAUUGUCAAAUUUACGCACGACUGACUGACGUCAUCGUUUAGGACUGGAAUUUGCCUGUUAGGUUCAGACAUCAUUUCGACCAGUUCCUAGCCAUGUUUCCCAAAGCUGGGUAAACCAGGAAACAUUGUUUCCUUGGCCACGUUUCCGGCCCAAAGCUGGGCAAAUCAGGAAACAUUGUUUUCUAGCCAUGUUUCUAAAGGUGAACAAACCAGGAACAAUGUUUCCUAGCUAUGUUUCCUGAAGGUAUGCACAAACCAAGCGACAUUGUUUCGUAACCAUGUUUCCCGCAGUGCAAAGUCACUUGAAAAGAUUAAAUUAAGAGACACGUCUAGGCAUGCAUGGUAUUAAUUAGCGAAAUAAUCUAUUGUGUGGUCAGUGGGUCAAUUGAAUCAGCCACAUAUACGAGUUUAAUUUAAUCCAUAGGAAUUUUGCAUAUAUAAAUUUUAAGUUUUGAAGGAUUUAUAUGAAAAGUUUGAGGGAAUAGACCUUUCCCCUUAUGACUAAAAUUUUGAUCUAGACAAGUCUAGACAAAAAUUUCAUUACAGUUCGAAAGAGGAUCACAAAAUUAGUAAUAUUCCGAAGUUUCGUUGCGAAAUGGUGUAAAAUGCGGAUAAUAUAGCCCUGCGAAAUUUGCAAUUUUCAGUCAUUUUGUAUUACAAACGGGAAAUUGAUGCCCCAACACCCGAUUGGGCUGUCAAUUUCCCAUGCGUAAUACAAAAUGACUGAAAAACGGCAAAUUUCGCAACGCUAUAUUACCCGCAUUUUACAACAUUUCGCAACGAAACUUUGGAAUAUUACUAAUUUUGUGAUGCUCUUUCAAGCUGUGAUAAAAUUUUUGUCCAGACUUAUCUAGAUCAACAUUUUAGUUAUAAGGGGAAAGGUCCAUUGACUCGGUGUUAAACACUAAGUCAGUCCCUUCAAACAUUUCUUACAGAUCCUUCAAAACUUUGAUGGUGUAAACCAAACUUUAGAACUGAAAGAGCUAUCAGUAUAAAUAAAGGAGUUUAUAGAUUUUCUCUCUGGAUUUUCCACAUCAAAUUUCAACGCAUCUCUUUAUUUAUUCCUAGCUGCGUUACCCGCGGAGCCAUUCAUCAUCUAUUCUAA
Messenger RNA from Paramuricea clavata, 14108 nucleotides. The record is from the annotation of a GenBank genome assembly. Lineage: Eukaryota; Metazoa; Cnidaria; Anthozoa; Malacalcyonacea; Plexauridae.